Molecule: messenger RNA, 1382 nt
Organism: Doryrhamphus excisus (bluestripe pipefish)
Lineage: Eukaryota; Metazoa; Chordata; Actinopteri; Syngnathiformes; Syngnathidae
Product: histone H2A-like
Cellular component (GO): nucleosome
Molecular function (GO): DNA binding; protein heterodimerization activity; structural constituent of chromatin
Source: RefSeq, a predicted model, not a curated record
GGUAACAACUACAACAAUAAACUAAAAGUAAUCAUGUCUGGACGCGGCAAAGGCGGAAAGGUUAGAGCUAAGGCCAAGACCAGGUCUUCUCGUGCUGGGUUGCAGUUCCCAGUGGGUCGUGUUCAUAGACUACUCCGAAAAGGCAACUAUGCUGAGCGCGUCGGUGCCGGCGCUCCCGUCUACCUGGCUGCGGUGCUCGAGUACCUGACAGCUGAGAUCCUGGAGUUGGCUGGUAACGCAGCCCGUGACAACAAGAAGACCAGGAUCAUUCCCCGCCAUCUGCAGUUGGCUGUCCGCAACGACGAGGAGUUGAACAAACUCCUCGGCGGAGUCACCAUCGCUCAGGGUGGUGUCUUGCCUAACAUUCAGGCCGUGCUGCUGCCCAAGAAGACCGAAAAGCCCGCCAAGAAGUAAAGACUCAUGUGACCACCCCAACACAAACGGCUCUUUUAAGAGCCACUCACUCCUUCUUGAAGAGCAUUGUUCAAUCUGAUUUACUAUCAGCGUACAUGUGCACUGGCACAAUAUGCAGUGUGCAAUUAUGGUGUCUGAUUUCCAAGCGUUUUGCUGAUACUAGUGUGCAACACAAAAUUUAAGGAAGAGAGGGGUGUACAUACAAGAAUCUGACUUUAGAAGUAAGUAAAAAAUAUUUUAUUAGCACAAUAAAAUUAUUUAUUAUAGCCUGCUUACAAAUUGUAAACUUUGGUCUUGUUUUUGCCAUGAAAAUAUAAACAAUAUAACCUUUCUUUCUGUCUCUGGUAAGCCUGGGCUUGCAGGUAGUGGUGAGCGGUGAUGGCCAAAUAUUUAAAUACAAAUUGGUGGUAUUAAACUAUUCCAAAAGGAUGUGAUGAAAUGCAUACUAACCAAACCCAUUUAUUCCAUAAAAUAAAUAUUCAAAUAAAUGUUAUAAUGAAUUAUAAUUUUACGUAGAGAAACAAUGCUGUUUUUCUUCAGGAUGGCAUUUAUUGCUUGUUUGUUGAUAUUGUCUUUCCAUACAUCUUUAUAUUCACCGUUUUUUUUUUUUUUAUCAAACUGCAAACAUGUGGCCACCACAGAGCCGGUAAUUUGGCCCUCAUUUAAAAAUACACGGACAGUGCAGCAAAAGCUGAGGAUCAGAACUGUCAGAGGGGUCUCAAGAGGCUUUCAUUUCAAUGCAGACCUCCCAACAUGUACACAUUUAUAGUACAGAGCAUGCAAUUUGACUCUUGAAUAUGCUUGUAUGCUCUCCAGUUUGGUUUCAUUAAGCUCAGUCUGUAAAAAUAAAUGAAUAAAUAUCAGUUUAUCUAAUAUUUCAAAAUUCAAAACCUUGGAUGGGGGGAAUGAGAUGUGUACAACACAAUACUGUACAUCACACAAACCAGAGAGGGACAUACAACAAAUUG